CUGACACCGCCGGUCAGUCCACUCCUGUCCCGUCUUGACGAAGGCAACCUGAACGACGCCGCCAAAGAGUUCCGAGGCGAGGCCACCCACAACAACCCUUACACCUUCCGUGGCCACGACAGAACUCACACGACCAAACAUCCUGAGCACUGCCACCAGGCACCGGGCGCAAAACGAUCCCCACGUCCUGUUCAACUCUUCGACAAGCAUUACAUUUUCAGGCCCGUGACGGGCGGAAGCGGCGACAUCAGCGCGAUCCUGGUACAUCCGAUGGGCGUCGGCAGACGACACCGUCUCGUCGUCAUCACCGCCAACCUUGUCAACAAGACCCCGCAAAGCCACGCCUCAGCAUCCGGCCGUUACCGCUGCCAGAACUCCCUCGGCCGCGACGAUGGUCUCGAGAAUGUCCCCCUCCCAAGCGUGUCGGUGGCCCAGGCUAUGCGAGAUGCUGGAGCCUUCUUCGAGCCGAAGGUGGUCCUCGCGGGCCUGCGACGGGCCGACGGAGCUCGCACCUUCGUCCGCUUCGCCGACUGCGUUGCCAUCCCGGACAUUGGCCACAACAGGCCUACGAACCUCGUUCACUCCGUGUGUGUCGACUUCGAUUUAUCCGAUGAACGACUGUAUCACGUACCAGCCAAGACGCGGACGAGGCCAACACAUCGAGCUGACGGGGUAGAAUACUUCCUUGACACGGUCGACGCAGCAGACUAUCCGAUGAACCCCGCCACCGUCGUCCUACCCCUCUCCGUUGGGCGAAUCAGCAGCGACACGAACUGGAAAAACGAGUGGACGUCCGACAUUGCCCUCAAUAUGGCGAACGGCCACCGAGCAGGUCUGCGGAUUGCCGGCAUGUCCCACUUCAGCCCCAUCAUCUGCGAUGCGGCGUCCAACAUCCGGAGCGUCAAGAGCAAUGCCGCUAAGGUCCUGUCUGCAAUCUUGCCCAGUCAAUACCGAUCCCCCAUCACCGUUACUGCAACUGCAGGUCUUAGCACCGACAACUCGAGCGGCAUGACCCUCCGAGUUUCCCUCAUCCGCGACAAGACCACCUACGACGAUAUCAUUGCAGUCAGGAGUCAGGUCCACGCUGCUGACGCCUCCCUCAGAAGUAGCGACUCUGCCGACGCUAGGAUGGAGGCAGCGGCCGCGGUCGAGACCGAAACCCACGAUUGUAUCGUUGACGACAAGUUCGCGUCGACCCUCGAAGACCUGACAGCGACCGUCGGCAGGUCAGUCUUCGAGAGGCUUCUGUCUGCGCGCGCCGCCAACGGCUUUUCGAGGACCAACCGCCGGAAGUCCAAUCUCAGUGUCGUGGAACAGGACAAGGGCAUGCAGAAAUUGGGCCACGUCAUCCACCUUCUAGGUCUGUUGGAAGUUGGUGAGCGGGCGGAAGCUGACGGCCACCCGAUCCCAACAGUAUGGUCAGACUCGAGUCCAACGAUAAGGAGGGGUUUCGACAAGAACUAUCCUAGGGCCUACCUUCGACCCGUCAGAGGGCGUCAUCUUGGUCAGAUCCUUGCUCCUUGUUCCCGUCUUCGCAAGUUGAGGAAGCUCCGCAACAAGGCUUUCCACGCCGUUGAGCUCUGGUUCGCGAAGUCUACGAACAAGGACAAGUUUGCUUUCGAACUCUCCCAUGCUGGACAGAGCGCGACGGAGAGCCAGCAACCUGUGCAGGGGUCCAGGACCUUCUGUGUCGAGGAUAGCGCACCCAAGAGCAAGACCAAAGCCCUCGUCCCCACCCACGCCCUCCGCGGAACCAGUCUCGACUGUCUCCAUGUCGCAAAUCACUAUGUCCUCUUCAGCGUGACGAAUGUUUUGCUGCAUGUCAUGGACUGGAUCGCAGACACCCUCACCAAGCAGCAGAUCGACGACGCAAGCGCCCGUCGAUUGUUCCAGAUGGUAGUCACUAGUCGCUUCGAACUUGUUCCAGAAAUCGAUGGGAUUCUCAGCGACGUUGCGACCCUGGUCCGGCCUAGCAAGAGGGACAACAAGGCGAUGCGGCCGGCGUUCGAUCUCCGCGUCAGACACUUCAUCGACGACGCCAUCAACAGGAACGCUGCCGCAAGGCUGAACGUCUUCCCUACCAGCUCGUUCAGCGGAGUCGAGAACUUCCUGAGCGAAGUCAACAAGGAUGUGCUGCGACACUGA
Messenger RNA from Colletotrichum karsti, 2145 nucleotides. RefSeq lists its product as uncharacterized. NCBI's taxonomy places the organism in Eukaryota, Fungi, Ascomycota, Sordariomycetes, Glomerellales, Glomerellaceae. The transcript is spliced from 6 exons. The record is from RefSeq and is a predicted model, not a curated record.